AUGAAGGGUCCAUCAAUCAGAUAUUCUCAUGUUCGACGACGAUACGAAGGUGUGUGGACUGGUAACUCAGAUGGAGCAUUUGUAAGGGGGGAGAAAAGAUAUCCAUUUGUCGUUGCUGAUGACGGGAUUUGA
Sclerotinia sclerotiorum 1980 UF-70 is the source of this 132-nucleotide messenger RNA. RefSeq lists its product with no specific name. The record is from RefSeq and is a predicted model, not a curated record. The transcript has a single exon. The coding region runs from base 1 to 132 and encodes 43 amino acids. NCBI's taxonomy places the organism in Eukaryota, Fungi, Ascomycota, Leotiomycetes, Helotiales, Sclerotiniaceae.